AUGUCCGAAGUUCAAUCUAGGCCAUCUGCCCCUCGCGGUCGAGGGUCAGCUCGUGGCGGUAGAGGAGGUUACAGUUCCAGAGGUGGACGAUCCAGCAAGCCUACCAAUGCAAAUUCAGAGAAUAACCCCACCCCAUCGUACGAGGACGAAGGAGAAAUUGGGCAGCUGAAGAAAAAGCAUGCCACCAGUCUAAUCACCAUAAAAGAGCUCUUCGCAGACUGGACCGAUGAGGACCUAGUUUUUGCCCUGGAAGACGCCAAUGGAGAUCUAGAGAUUGCGAUUGAGCGCAUCACUGAUGGCAAUGUGUCGCAGUGGGGAGAGGUCAAAAAGAAGCACACCGAUCGAUCGCGUGCCAAGCCAAAAGACCCUCUCUCACAGGCAGACUCUCUUGCUGCUCUUCCACCAGCCCGUGGAGGUCGUGGCCGUGGAGGAAUUGACAUUCGUGGUCGUGGUCGGGGUGACCGUGGACGUGGAGGGCGUGGCGGCAGAGCAGGCGUCCAUGUCAAUGGAGCUCGUACUGAAAAGCCUGUGGCCCUGCCAAUUGAAGAGCCAGAGAGUGCUCCUGUAUCUGACGCUUGGAGAAAACCAGGAGAACCUGUGUCUACCACUGGAGACAAAGUGAUUUCCACCGAAGCAGCCCCGUCCACUAUUACGAAGGAGCCCUCAUCAGAAGCAUCUCCACAGAAGAGCAGCCUGAUCCCAGAAGGCUCGAAGAAAGGCUGGGCUAGUUUGUUUGCUCAACCAGCUCCACCUCCACCUCAGAAGAAGGCUCCCCCACCAGCUUCGGCAGCCCCAGUGCAGCCUGCCGAACCACAAGUCAUCGAGAAGCCCAUCGAGCAACUCUCUCAACAACCAAAACCUGGCCCUGAACAGCCAACUGCACAGCCCUCAGAACCAUCGACCACUACUACAUUACCCCAAGCGCCCGUUCCAGUGAUACCAAAGGACGAAUUGACUCAGUCAAACCUAGAGCGAGUUCCGGAUGUAUCCCACCCACAGCCUAGCACGACAGCGGCUAGCACAAUUGCCAGCAUACAGGAUCAAUCCAGCGUGGUUGGUGCCGCUACCGCUCCACAGACCCGACCAAUGUCGGGCUAUGCCACAACUGCAUAUAAGGCUACAGCUGGGGCUGGACGCGCAGCAAACUUGCAGCGUCGUGUUAUGGAACAACAAGAGGCCGUCGUCAUGCCGGGAAACCAUGCAGUCGAUCGGGCUGCUGUCCAGUUUGGGAGCAUGGGAUUGAACGGACCAAUUGAUGACGUAGAUAUUGACGACGAGAGAGAGGAACCGGAGACUCGACAUCAGCCUCCCCAGCACUCGCCCGUCGCACCUCGCGCCUCGCUUCCUCCCGCCACCCAAACUCAGACACAUAAACCCCAGGUCCAUCAAGCCCAAUCAACCCAGGGACAAACUCAAGCAACAGCGGAAGCUAUUGCUGUUCCCCGCCCGGCUCCUGGACUUCCUCCUGUGGCUGCAGCUACUUCCACAGACACCCCGUUCAACGAUUUUGCGCGAUAUACAGAAUCGCAAAAACAAUUUGAUCCCUUCAGUCAGCAAGUUGAGCAGGCCCCCCAACAACAGAACCAGGAACCCUUCACCAACCAAGCUCCUAUCGCAUCUCAACCCACACCAACUACCGCUGCAGAUUACUCGGCAUUUUACGGAGGUGACCAAGCACGACAUCCUUACUAUUAUGGUUCGUACAACUCCCAAGACGGUGUUGCAACACAGCAGAGAGCUGGUAGCGGAUUUGGCGGUGUUAGCGGUGCUGAUGCCCAGCCCCAAAUCGCUUCCACCCAACCACCAAGCCGAUACAGCCAUGUGGAAGCUCCUAACAGUGGCCAAAAUACGCCUAACCCAACUCUUCCCGGUCAAACUGCCCAACCCAAUCAGCAUUUACCUCAGGGACAGGGUGCUCAUAGUGCCUACAACUAUGGUUACCCCUAUUAUUCUAACCCACAUUAUGCGAAUUCGUACAUGAAUCAAAUGAACCAGCAUCAAUAUGGAAGAAAUCGUCCUAUGUACGAUGACGCACGGAGGUACGAGGAACAUUACCUUCACAGCAACCAGUUCGGUUAUGGAAACCAGUAUGCGGCUCCAUACGGCAAGGGAGCCGGCAUGUACGGACAGCCUCAGCAUGGUUUUUCUUAUGAUCAUGCCUCCACUCCUGCUACCGCAGCUACGUUUAACCAGGGUGCCCCCGGCCGCGAAACUGGGUACGGUCGUGCGGGAUCGACCCAGCCGUCGGAAGCCCAAACAUCGGGCCACACCGCCUUUGGAACUAUUCCUGAUGUCUUCGGGCGGACUCAAUCAGGAUUUGUUCAAAGCCAACCCAUCGCCCAGCAACAGCCGGCCAGCGCGGAAGAGGCGGCAAAGGGUUUCGAAGCACCCAAGGCAGGCGGCCCAAGCCCUUCACUAGCUCAAGCAAACCGUCCUGGAUCCGCAACUAACAGCGUCCCCGCUCAACCCCAGGCUGGUCAGGCCGGUCUGCCCCCGGCGCAAGGACAGCCAACAAGCCAGCAGGCAUUUGGCACGUAUCCACAGCUUAACCCACAAUACGGUGGACUUGGAGGCCUUGGAGCGCACCACCAACAGGCUGGCGCCAAUGCAACUCAUCACCAGCAAGCUAGCGGAUAUGGCCAGUACGGAGGAGCAGGGUUCGGCGGCAACUAUUAUGGAAAUACCGGACGCGGUGGAGGAUGGGGCGGCAACUAUGGUCAUUAA
Messenger RNA from Paracoccidioides lutzii Pb01, 2724 nucleotides. RefSeq lists its product as hypothetical. Gene Ontology annotation, cellular component: cytoplasm; nucleus. The record is from RefSeq and is a predicted model, not a curated record. The transcript has 2 exons. Gene Ontology annotation, molecular function: ubiquitin binding. Bases 1 to 2724 code for a protein of 907 amino acids.